UCUGGACAGCUGGUGCAAAAUUGUCCAAUGUCCUUGUCUUAGUGAAUGAGGAGCUGAAGGCCGCGGGUGGUUGAAAACAGAAGGAACCAUGGUCAAUUUUGCAGCAGCUGUCCGUGAGUAUUGGACGCACAUAUUCGUUCCUAUGGGCUUUGUGAUUGGAUGGUACCUUGACAAACAGCAGGACCAGAAGCUGACAGCUUUCAGGAAUAAGAGCUUUUUGUACAAAAGGGAGCUGAAGCCAGGCGAGGAGGUGACCUGGAAGUAGACGCUCCGCUACUUGAAAAGCCCUUGUACCCGUGGUGUGAAUGAGUGUUGGGUGGUCCUCAAAUCACAAUAGUUAAGAGGACUCCUGUAACCCUACGUUUGAGUUGUAUCAACCAAUAAUAAACAUGUUGUUCCUCAUCCAAAAAA
Messenger RNA from Stegastes partitus (bicolor damselfish), 411 nucleotides. RefSeq names its product NADH:ubiquinone oxidoreductase subunit B1 (gene ndufb1). NCBI's taxonomy places the organism in Eukaryota, Metazoa, Chordata, Actinopteri, Pomacentridae. Bases 89 to 265 code for a protein of 58 amino acids. The record is from RefSeq and is a predicted model, not a curated record. Gene Ontology annotation, cellular component: mitochondrion; respiratory chain complex I. The transcript has 5 exons.